Ustilaginoidea virens is the source of this 1473-nucleotide messenger RNA. RefSeq lists its product as uncharacterized. Gene Ontology annotation, cellular component: Atg1/ULK1 kinase complex; phagophore assembly site. The transcript has 2 exons. Gene Ontology annotation, biological process: piecemeal microautophagy of the nucleus; autophagy of mitochondrion; activation of protein kinase activity. Gene Ontology annotation, molecular function: protein kinase activator activity; molecular adaptor activity. The coding region runs from base 1 to 1473 and encodes 490 amino acids. NCBI's taxonomy places the organism in Eukaryota, Fungi, Ascomycota, Sordariomycetes, Hypocreales, Clavicipitaceae. The record is from RefSeq and is a predicted model, not a curated record.
AUGGCCGCCUCUCCAGCCGCCUCGUCUCGCCGCAGCGCUGCUUCGUCCUCGGCCUCGCUCAAGCGCUCGCACGACCAUCAGGACCAAUCCCCCGUCAUCUCCAACGAUACUCUGGUCAACCAUUUGCUCGUCGCCAAACGGUCCCUGUCUUCCGUGAACCUGGUGCUGCGCGCCAACGAGCUUGCGACGUCGGCCCGCCAAUCCCACCAAGAAACCCUGCUGCUGGCCGCCCAAACCGCCUUUGUCCGCAACUCCAUCCUCGACGAGACCGCCAUCCUAGUGCGCCUCUGGACAAGUCUCCAAGCCACUUACGAAUGGGCCAAGCGGGAUUUCAAGAAGCUCGUCGAGGCAAUGGACGACGUCGACACCGAGCUGACUCGUACCAUGGACCUGCUCCGAACCACCCCAGUGCAAACCGUUCUACAGCCGGCCGACAGGGAUAGCCCGAACCUGCUCGACUUUGUUGACGAGACCAGCGUGGAUGGCAUGCGCGAAGCGAUGAAGCACAGCAUACAAGACUUGCAGAGAAUACAGCAGUCGUUUGAUGGCGACUUGCUUCGAUUCAAGACGGAUAUUCGAGACCUGAGGAAAGUUGCGACCCUGUCGGCGCGCACGCCCAGCGGGCAAGACGACGGUAAAGACUCGGCCGCCAUCUCGCUGCUCCUCAGCAUGGAUCAUCACUCGACCACCAUGGCAUCUCUGCUCGCAUCGCUGACCAAACAUUUCGACAUGUGCGUCACCGCCAUUCGCACGACUGAAGGUGCGGCGGCCCUCGCGCGUCGCAAAGUGGCCGAGGUGAAGCAGUCGCAGGAAAGCGACGGCGUAUCAAUAUCCGGCGUCAUUGCCGAGCAGGAGUCGCACAUGUCCGACCUGGAGCCCAAGACGGCCCAGGACCGCGCAGAGAUGCUCAAGGUCGUCGUCCAGGACGCCGAGGAGGUCGACGACGUCGUACAAGAGAUACAGGAGCGCCUGACGGCCAUGGAGCAGGAACACGUCGCACUGCAAGAGCACGUGGAGCAAACCAAGGCGGCGUACGCGGGCAUCCUCGAGUCCUUUUCGCUGCUGGGGCAAAUCGGGCACCGGCUCGGCGAUUACAUUGCCGCCGAAGAAGACUUUGCCCAGCGCUGGGACCUGGAGAAGGAGGGUGUCUUUGGCAAGCUGAGGGAGAUGAAGGAGAUGCGCGAGUUCUACGAGCGAUAUGCAAGCGCGUACCACGGCCUGGUUCUCGAGGUGGAACGACGGCGUGCCGUCGAUGAGCGAGUGCAAGGCAUUUGGCGCAAGGCCCAGGAGUCGGUCGACAAGCUUCUCGGCGCCGACCGAGCCUCGAGAGAGACGUUCCGCCAAGACGUUGGCGAGUACCUGCCUACGGACCUGUGGGCAGGCAUGCAGGGGCCGGGGAAGAAGUGGGCGGUGGUGCAAGUCAACGACGAUGAGGCCGAGGCGGCCGCAGCUGGCGUGGAGGACAGGACAUGA